AUGGAGCGUCCCGGUACGCGAUUGUACAGCCUCAAAAUAGAACCAAUUACGCGAGAGGUGUACUUAAAUUGCAAAGCGAAUAAUAUCGAAACACCGGUAGAAACUAGCAGCUUCAAGGAAACGGUCUCUGAUGAAGAUUUACAGCAGAAAUCGGAUGACUAUAUUGUGGAAGCGACUGCUGGCAGUAAAGCAAAGCGAAAGAAGAAACGGUACCACUGUACGCUGUGUGACAAAUAUUUGCACAACAUUGACGAGCAUCGUCGAAUGCAUGCGAACCAGCGCACCCAACAGUGCCCGUACUGUGAGAAAGCGUUCGUCUAUCGGUCGAAUCUGUACACCCAUCUGAACAUUCACACACAGGAACGGAUUUACCGGUGUGAGCAGUGUGGCAGCGAGUUUAGUAGCAUACAGGGCCUUAAACAGCACCGUACGAUACAUUUUGCGAGACAGUAUGCGUGUACCGUGUGUAAGCGAAUGUACAGCCGCAAGUGUUACCUUCGCAUUCACCAGCAAAGGAUGCACAUGCCGAAGGAGCAGAAGCACAAAUGUUUAAUUUGUGAUCGAGAGUUCCAAAACGAGACGCAGAUGGAGAAGCAUAUGACGAUUCACCAGGACAGCACACUCUUCGAAUGCAAUGCAUGCCAUCGGGUUUACAAUGCGAAAAGAAAUCUAGCCAGGCACAUAAGGACAGCCCACCGGCCACAGGCGUCGGCGGAAGGAUGA
Anopheles maculipalpis is the source of this 723-nucleotide messenger RNA. RefSeq names its product zinc finger protein 184-like. The record is from RefSeq and is a predicted model, not a curated record. The transcript is spliced from 2 exons. Lineage: Eukaryota; Metazoa; Arthropoda; Insecta; Diptera; Culicidae. Bases 1 to 723 code for a protein of 240 amino acids.